This is a messenger RNA of Porites lobata, 3668 nucleotides long. The record is from the annotation of a GenBank genome assembly. Lineage: Eukaryota; Metazoa; Cnidaria; Anthozoa; Scleractinia; Poritidae.
GAUGAAUCGCAAAUAAGGACCGAUAAUAACUAAAGUUUCAAGCCAUCGCUUUGGAUAAAGGCUUAUUGGAAACUAUACUAGCAAAAAAUUUCAUAUCGUGAACUACAGUGUUCAACCGUCAAUUUGAAAGCCACAGAGGAGGGUAAUAUUAAUAUUAGACUUUUCUUGGCCAGUCUUGGUUCAGUUUGCACUCCGAUACGGUUGCUGACUGAUCCUUUGAUAUACAUUAUGCAGUGCAAAUAAGCCAAGAGUAUGAUGCUCAUAUGGAUUGAUUGCUUCCAAUUGCAAGUUAUUCUUGUUUUUUUGCUAUUUCAGCCUGCAAUCAAGGGUAAGUAUCAGCUUUAUGUUUUAGGUCAAUUACUAUUUUCACUUCUGGCGAAGCCAGAAACAUUAAUCAUAAUUCAUUAAAUAAAGUUUUACUUUAUAGAGUGCGAAGAUAAACGCAAACAAAAUGCAUUCAAAUUUUCCUCUCUAUAUAGCAUUUGUCAUAGAACACAGAAUUUAUGAUUUGAAAUGAAUUUGGAUUCGGCCAGAAGGGGCAAAUUUACCCGGUGUAAUCUCCGAAUAAUUUGCAUCUUUCAUAACUUUAAUAUAACUGUGACAAUAAUGUUUCCAACCAAAUUGUCCAUAAUUAUAUUCUCCGUUAGAUAACUAUAACAUGAAAAUUUGGAUCCCUAGGUUCAUAACCUAUUUCAGUCACGGUUAUCCACUUAGCCCUGAUUUUCACGUUUGAUUUUCAAUGCUAAAAUUUUAUGACAACCUCAUGGGCUGAAUACUCAUAGCACUAUUGAGAAUGUCUGUCUCGAAGCGAGUGCGCUUCAGUAAUUGUCGAAGAACAGUAAAAACAAGUUCAUUAUGUUUACCAACUAAAGAAGAUUAAUCACACACUUGGGAAAUUUUUGUGCAACUUAAUUUUGUUGUGUAACGACAAUUUCAAUACGAGUUGCACGGAGAAAGUGCUCAGUGGAGCGGGCAGUUUAUACACAGUAGUAUCUAAAUCUUGCAGUCUCCGAAAAUAUUGCUAAUAUUCCGUCAUUUUUUCAAAACCAAAUGACACAAAAUGGGGCCAUAAAUUGCAAGGCUCAGGGCCCGGUUCCUGAAAGGCUGAUUAGCGCUAAUCCAGGAUUAAAAUUUUGUCAUGACAUUUUGUUUUACCUUCCUAUGCAUUGCUUAGAGAUUGUGUUAUCAUUUCUUUUAUUCGAAGUAAAGGCACAACAGUAUUUUGUAAGCUCGAGGUACAUGUUCUUAGGCAAGGAAUACCUUGCUUAAAAUUUGGCUUAAUCCUGGUUUAAAUUUAACCAUGUUUCGAGGAAUGGGGCCCAGAUGGCUUAAAAACAACGAGUUGCACGGAGAAAGUGCCUAGUGAAGCGGGCAGUUUAUACACAGUACUGUCUAAAUCUUGCAGUCUCAGAAAAUAUUUCUCUUAUUCCGCCAUUUUGCCAAAACCAAAUGACACAAAAUGAGGCCAUAACUGAAAGUGCAAGACUCAGCCAAUGGCCUAAAAACAAAGGUUUUCUUUUUUCACUCCUUUAAUAGUUGACUCCCUUAAGUGUUACCAUUGCAAGGGGCCUGACGACGGUCGACCCUACCCAAUGGAGACAUGUGAAAAGGAGGAGACAGAGAUGACGUGCACCACACUAAAUAACAUGGAAAUGGCGUGUGGCAGAUAUCAUCACCAGAUAAAUUCAAGUGCAUCAGUACAUGAAGUAGAAGGCAGAGCAUGUGUACCGAAGCAGGAUUGUCAUUGGAUAGGAAUGUCUUGCCGGGCUAUCAUACUGGCCGGAGGAGAUUGCGAAUAUUCGUGUUGUGAUGAAGACUUUUGCAAUAAUGUAUCUUCGCUUUCCGCGGAUAAUUGUUUAAUCGCCGGAGGAUAUUUUUGUGGGCUUCUUUAUUUAUAUAAAUUAACAUUUAGUAACUGAUCAUCAUAUUUAGAUGCAUGAUUAUGGGUAUUGUGAUUGACAGCUAGUUUUAAUCGUUUUCGAGUGGUCAGAAAACUUUGGCUCCUUGGCAUUGUCCCGGAUAGAAUAGUCACUCGCCAACCCGAGCCAAGUUCCAUGCAUUCCUUUACGAAACUUGGCAAACUGAUUACAUGAGAAAAAAAACGUUGGCUCUCCUAGAAGGGUGUUGCGGCUAGACUUGUCACGCUUUUUCGAUUGUAGGGUCAUCCUCUUAGCCGGACAAAUAUUUCUCCAUUAGAACACUUGGGCUCCCCCACAGCGGGUCAACUCGGUCAAGGCGAAACAAUCAGAGCAUGAAAAAACAGCCGACAUCUGGCGACGCUGCCACUGGUUUUCCAGCUAAAUGCAUGACGUCUGAGAAACAAGCGUAGAAAUUCCAUACUGAUGACGCGUCACUACCCAGAUCUGGGUAGUGCUUCUGAUCGGUUGAAUCAAGUUUCCCAUGCGGCACGACCAAUCAGAAGCACUACCCAGAUCUGGGUAGUGACGCGUAAUCAGUAUGGAAUUGCUGCGCUCGUUUCUGAGACGUCAUUUGCGGGGAAAUCAGUGGUAACGUCGCCAAAUGUACAUGUUCGCUGUUUUCUCGGGCUAAGACAAUCAGAGCGGGCGUGAGCGCUCUUGCCAGCUCCUGGCUCGGACUAAGGGGUCAUUUUUAUUUCUCAAAUAGUAAACGCUCAAUAAAGUUGACUCAGCUUGGAAGAUGAAUCUCUUUCCCGAGAUACCUUUUCUGGAAAGAAGCGGGGCCUUAUUCUUUUCUCGCGUUGUAAAAUAUAACUGUGAUUAAACUGAAAAUACGUAGUCACUGACGGAUGUACAACCGAAACACGUUCGGAAAUAACAAAAAGUGGUAUGUAUAGUUUUUAAAAAUAUCUACAAUGUUAGAGAAGUUGUGAAGUGCACGCGUAAGGUGUUUCAUCAAUCAAUGACGUGGGUUUUUAAAGAAGAGAUUACAGCCGCCUUUCAAGAAGGCGCAGACCAAGAGACCGUCCAGGUCCUGUUAUGAUUUCUUGGCGCGGAGGACGCGGACAUAUCCCUGUGAAAUGACUUGUCUGUUAAUAAACAGUCUUCUCUAACGUUAAGAAAUUGGCCACUUUCAUCGGUUGUUUAAUUUUUAGCUCAGGGUCGGUGUUCAAUGUCGAAUUGCCGUGUGGAACAGCUUUGAAGGACGCAUUUUGAUCCGGUUUUCUGCGUAACCUCCUAAUACACCGCUAUAGAGCGUUUUCACUCACGUGGCCCACAUCUAUGCAAUUUUUUUGGAACAAUGGAAAGUCUCUGCAUAAGAAGAGAGUUAACUACCACUGGAUUGGUUUGGAACAUCAACAUAGCCGCGGUUCAUUGUUUUGGAACACCAAUGGCCACCGCUGUGAAAACACUCUCUACGGAAAGGAAGUAACAAUGUUCUCUAAAAAGUCCCUAAGUGCAAUUCAACACAACUCUGACCCAGCCUUACGCGCAUCCUCAAAAUGAAAUUGCUGACGUCAUGGAGGCCAUGUUGGGCGACAAAGACAAAGCAGUUUCUUUUCGCUGCGAACUAGAGUCUUUGUUCAAGCAAAUUUGCGAACAAAAAUGGUGUUGUUUUGCCAAACAAACGUGGCCGCCUUGUUGCAAACCAAAAGAAAACCAUUAUGCCUUUUUGGAGGCUCGUUAUCAAUAUAAGGUGGCUCUGCGAUUGCUGUAAUGAAUGAAUGGCACUUUACUUCAAUGGGGCGC